Daucus carota subsp. sativus is the source of this 1524-nucleotide messenger RNA. RefSeq lists its product as uncharacterized. The coding region runs from base 144 to 1469 and encodes 441 amino acids. Lineage: Eukaryota; Viridiplantae; Streptophyta; Magnoliopsida; Apiales; Apiaceae. Gene Ontology annotation, cellular component: vacuole. The record is from RefSeq and is a predicted model, not a curated record. The transcript has a single exon.
ACUAUAUAACAACAAUGCAUAUAACACGAAAUUUCACACCACCAAAGUAGCACUUGACUACUGCUGCUUCACAAUUGCUUAUAAUCACUCUCCUCAUUUAGCCUCAUUUUCUAACUCAACAAAACCUUUCAAACCCCCAAGCCAUGAAGUCCUUUAAAGCGUUGCAUAUGAGCGUUUAUGGCGUAGUGUUUGCCACCAUUUUCUUCGUCUUUGCCACCUGCUUCACUCUCACCGCAGCAUCCUCUGCUCCCAGAGGACUAAGACAGGCCCGUAAAUCGAAUAAACUUUCCCACCCUGUUGUUAUCAUGAUUUCUUGCGAUGGCUUUCGCUUUGGCUACCAAUACAAAACCCCAACCCCGAAUAUCAAACGCUUGAUUAGUCAAGGAACCGAAGCCGAAACAGGCCUAAUUCCUGUUUUCCCAACACUAACAUUUCCAAAUCAUUACUCUAUUGUCACUGGCUUGUAUCCUGCUUAUCAUGGCAUUGUUGAUAACUCUUUUAUUGAUCCACAGAGCGGUGAGCGCUUUAAUACAAAACGCCUCGAGGGCAAGUGGUGGCUUGGUGAGCCAUUAUGGCAGACUGUAGUGAAUCAUGGACUCAAUGCUUCUGCGUAUUUUUGGGCUGGCUCUGAGGUGAAGAAAGGCAAUUGGACUUGUCCUGCGGCAUUUUGUCAGAAAUAUAAUUCUUCUGUGCCUUUUGAGGAACGAGUUGAUACACUUUUGAGCUAUUUUGACUUGCCUAAAAAUGAGAUACCUUCACUCAUGACGUUAUAUCUCAGUGAUCCGGAUACUCAGGGGCACGAGUUUGGACCUGACCACCCUCAGAUCACUGACGCAAUUGCACGAGUUGAUAAGCUGAUAGGCAGAAUGAUUGCUGGCCUAGAGAAAAGAAAAAUUUUCGAGGAUGUUAAUUUGAUUAUGGUUGGUGAUCAUGGAAUGGUUAGCACAUGUGAUCAGAAAGUGAUCUAUCUUAACGAAUUCGCUCCAUGGAUUGAAAUUCCUGAAAAUUGGAUUACAAGAUAUUAUCCAUUGCUUUCAAUUAGGCCACCAUCUGACGUCUCACCAGCUGAUGUUGUCGCGAAGAUGAACGAGGCAUUGAGCUCUGGAAAAGUUGGAAAUGGACAGUAUCUUAAGGUCUAUCUCAAAGAGAGCCUGCCUAGUCGGCUUCAUUACUCUGACAGUGAUCGGAUCACCCCCAUAAUUGGAUUAGUCGACGAAGGAUAUGCAGUGGCAAUGAACAAAUCGGAAAGUGUAGGAUGUGAAGGUGCCCAUGGGUAUGACAAUGCAUUAUUCUCAAUGAGGUCCAUUUUUAUUGGCCAUGGUCCUAGAUUUGCUAAGGGAAAGAAAGUGCCUUCUUUUGAGAAUGUUCAGAUUUACAAUUUGGUUACGUCGAUCCUCAAUAUAAAGGGCGCACCUAACAAUGGCACUUCGUCGUUUCCUCAGACUGUUCUGAAGCCUCAGGUGUACUAAAAAUUUCUAGUAAUAGGAUUCUACCAAAAUAAAGGAACUGUUUAUUAAGUACUCA